Messenger RNA from Thunnus maccoyii (southern bluefin tuna), 4020 nucleotides. RefSeq names its product mitochondrial fission process 1 (gene mtfp1). The record is from RefSeq and is a predicted model, not a curated record. The transcript has 6 exons. Gene Ontology annotation, biological process: mitochondrial fission. NCBI's taxonomy places the organism in Eukaryota, Metazoa, Chordata, Actinopteri, Scombriformes, Scombridae. Bases 10 to 507 code for a protein of 165 amino acids. Gene Ontology annotation, cellular component: mitochondrion.
CAGGAAGGCAUGGAUCCCACUGAAGAAAAAACGAGCAAAACAGUCGACAUUUACCGCGAUACAUGGGUCCGCUUCCUAGGCUAUGCAAAUGAGGUUGGGGAGGCUUUCCGUGCCCUGGUGCCAGUGAGCUUCGUAUGGGGCAGCUAUGCUGUGGCCACUGCUUACGUCACUGCUGAUGCUGUGGACAAAGGGAAGAAAGCAGCUGUGGCACAUGGGGACAACCCAGGUAAGACAACCCGGGUAGCAGUGGCAGUGGUGGACACGUUCGUGUGGCAGGCCCUCGCCUCUGUGAUCAUCCCCGGCUUCACCAUCAACCGUGUGUGUGCUGGGUCACUCUACCUGCUGGGCAGAACCACCAGGUGGCCCCUGCCCGUCCGCAAGUGGACCACCACAGCUAUCGGCCUCUCCACCAUCCCCUUCAUCAUUACUCCUAUAGACAGGUCAGUGGAUUUCCUGCUGGACUCCAGCCUGCGGAAGGUCUACAAUGAGGAAGAGAAGCACAAAUAAUGAGGGAUCAUGCAGAAGGCAGACUGUCCCCUCCCUGGUAGAAACCAGUCCAGUCUGUGUAGACCUGUAGUGAUUAUUCACCACUGUGAAGCACUAAAGAAAUGUAUAUGGAUUUCAAGAAGCAAGAUUUCACAGCUCAUCAAAGAUAGAAAUUAUUAAAGGGAUUUUAUUGCAAAAUUACAGAGUUUAUAUAAGCAGGUUAAGUUCUUAAAAGUGAAAUCCUGUUUCUUGAAUUAUCCCUCUAGGGAUACUCAACUUAAAGCUCUCAGGGCAAUCUGGGUAGAGGUACCAAAAAAAUGUUCAAAAAGAAAUGUAGCUGUAUGACAAAAUGUAUAAAUAUUGAGAAUGAAAAAGCGACAUACUGCUUCUUAAGGUAUUCUUCGGCAGGGAUACAGUGUACUGUUAUAUUCCUGAGAUUGUCUGUACAGAGAAACCCUCCAAGGUUGCCCUCUGUUAGAGUUAUGAGCUGUUUCUCUGGUCUCACCUCAUGUCUGGAUGUUUAAGAGAUUGCAUACAAAUCCACACUUGCUGUGUUUUUUAGCCAUAUUCAGUGGUACUGUAAUGACAGGCCAAAAAGCCAGUUUGCCAUGAUUUCCCUUUUAUUCUUUACUCAUACAAAAUGUUUCAGUUUUUUGUUUCUAGCUGAAUAGAAAGGUGUCUGCUAUCCAGAAUAGAUGUUUUAAGUGCAUUCUCUAAUGCACUUUUUUCCCCCAUUGUUUCAUUCUACCUUAUUGUUAGUGAUGGGAGCUGUUAAGGUUUGCACUGGGAGUCUUUUCACACCAUUGUUACAAUCAGUGUGAUUCUAUAUAUAUGGUCUAUUGCUCUAUUAAACUUAAGAAUACCUGUAGUAACAUCAAGUCAUACUUGUGCAGUCAGCCUCACAAGUAUUUGAAUGAUUUAUCACCAAUAUCUAAACUGUUGGUCAUAGUCAGAUGUUCUUAAUGCACAAUACUGUAACUUCUUGUAGUCUGACCAUGAUACACAAUAGUUUCUGACAUGUAUAACAAAUUUUAGACUUUAUUUAUAGACAGCGUGAUAUGGAGUAUACAGUUAGAGUAAAUUAUAGCUGAAAAAUAGAUAAAACCAUCAGACCUUGAAAUAUGAUACUUCUUCUCCCAAUAAACUUUAACCUGUGACUGUAUAAAUUAAACAGGUGAUGUAGAAAAGUAGAGUUCUCCAUCUAGUCCAAGUAUAUUUAAUUUAGUGUUGCACUUCUCAAAUAAUUGUGGAGGCCAGUGUAGUACCUAUGCAGAAAACGGUUUAAGGGAUUAAGUAAGAAAUGUACAGAUACUGUAAAUCUAUUAUUACCAAGGCUUUUCUUCAAGGAGCAAAGUAAUAUACUGUAGCUCAUGCUGAACUAUGCAAGGGAAAGAAUUCUUUGUGUACAAGUCUUUGUGUACUUUGCGAAUUAAAGGGAUUGUUCUUCCACUUUAGAAAUAAGAUAUGCAAAGUAUGUUAAAUGUUGUAAAAUGAAGGGACACCUGAUACAAAAUGUGGCUUGAAAUUUGGAUUAGCUGUCACUAAGACAAAGAACAUACUACAAAGGGAACGGUUACCAUCAGUAUACCAUUUUAGCAAUAACUAAUAUGUUUGCAUUACACCAUUUUCUCCUUGCUAUGGAGGGUGUGGUGCACUUUUUCAUGGAGGGAGAAGUCUUGAAAGGAAAGAUUGUGAAAACUUGGGGUGUACCAAUGAUGAUGUUUUUACUUGCUGGUACUAAAGCAACCUAUUUAACAUUAUUUCAUAACCAAAUCAGGCCAGUUUUAUUGAACAGUACUUAUUUUUUAUUGGCUAACAAUUUAGUAUGUGGUUAAGGCUUCAGUGAAUACCAGCAAUAUUGUUAUGUUUACUUUUACCUUAAGUAAGUAUAAAAGUAUAGACUUUUUUCUUGCCUGACAUUUGACUUGCCGUAGCAGGAAAAGCACAGAUGUAAAUAACAAAGGCUUCAAAAUCAAAAAUCUACACAUAGUUUGCUUAAGUGUCCCAGUAAGCCCUACCAGUCAGCAAGUGUACUACCAGUGCUCUGCAACUGGGAUGCCUCAACUGAAUGCACCUAUUAUUAAUGUUAUUACUCUGCUAUGACACGUCAAAUCAUCUGAUUUAAAAGUCUUAUUGGUGCAUCCCAUAUUACAUUACAUACAUACUUAUUCAUAUUCAAUUUUAACAUCUCAAACUUUACACUCAGAACUUCAUUGUAUUUUUUGCUAUUGUUGCUUGCUGCAAAUGAAAAGGAAUUGUUUACUGUAACACUUUUUUUUUUUUCUGAACAUUUUUGCUAAUUUUCAUAUGCGGCGGUGUGUUCGGAAGUGGGUUAUAUGAGUCACACUUUCAGCCUUAACUGAAAAAUUGCCAAACCUCAAACUCUGUUCCGUUUUCAGUAGUUCACCAAGUGGAGAUUAUUUUUUCAAAUGUGAAAGCAACUGUUGAAAGCUCCAUCACUUACAAUGAACACAGUUUCCUUCCUAUUCCUGUAACAACUUCUCAAACACUGGAGAAAAAAAACUUGUAAAUCUGUUGUGAAAUAAAUUAUAUAAUGACAGAACAACAUGUCUGAUUUCUCUUUUCAAACAUCACAAAACAGCAUUAAGACUUUUAGUUAGUUACAUAAGUAAGUCUUUAUAAGCUAUUUGCUCUGUUUUUAACAUUCCUGCAUUUAUCUUUAACAGCACAAAUAUUAACAAGUAAAGCAGAACCACUUUUUAGCGUUGGGAAAUAAUGAUUGACCGCUCUGUUUUGGGAAAAAAUGAGCAAUUAUGUAACUAAACACAAUCUGCAGCAUGACCUCCUUAUGAGAACAUCUUGAGAUUUUAAACAACAGCGUGACAACUUGCUCUUCGUGCAGGCUGUUUCCACUUCCUGAGAAACCUACCAUCACUUUCAGAUAAAAGAGGUGAAAUUCAGGGGACGGUUUAACCAAUCGGAUGGAAGCACUCUGAAGCACAAGAGUGCUGUUGCAGUAAUUUAUCUUGAUUGAGUCAGGAGGCCACAGCUGAUGCCAAUUCAACAGAUGAAGUGCACACAUAAAAGGCAAAGGAAAUCCAAGCACUGGUACGCACAGUCAUGCUUCUUCUUAAUCUUGUGUUUUUGGCUCUUUUGGCCCCAUCAAAUGUCCAGUCAGGCAUUCCUCGAUACGUCCGGGGCCAUUGGAUUCUCAAUGAUGACACUCCACAGUAUGAAGAGGUUGAUAGACAGGUUGAUAGAGAAUCUCCAGCAGUAGAGGAGGUGGUGUGGCCCGAGAGCCCAGCAGUGCUUCAACAGAUGAUGUUGGAGGACCAGACCUUAGUAACUACAUUAGAGCCAUUUGUUAUGAAGGAGCAAGAUUCAGAUGAAAAAGGAGGAGAAUCAGCCGUGUGGAAGAUGGUUCUUGUCGCAGCUGUCCUGCUGGUGUCUAUAGUGGGGUCUCUGAGCGUGGCCUACUACCUGUAUGUCUGGAGAGGAGGCAGGAUUCACUAUCAGCCUCAGAAAGAGAGUUAUCCUUAAAUCUGAAUAAAGUGACCUUUUCUUCAAUAAGAA